Messenger RNA from Acipenser ruthenus (sterlet), 2202 nucleotides. RefSeq lists its product as uncharacterized. The record is from RefSeq and is a predicted model, not a curated record. Bases 286 to 2202 code for a protein of 638 amino acids. Lineage: Eukaryota; Metazoa; Chordata; Actinopteri; Acipenseriformes; Acipenseridae. The transcript is spliced from 3 exons.
GUUAAAUAACAAGAUACUUUACUUAUUCUCCAAAACGUGUAUUUUAUAUACAUAGAUAAGUGCACAGAUGUUAGUUUGACGGAGCCAGAGAAGACAGUGAAUGAUGAACUUCCAAAAACAGACUACUGUGUGGUUAUCAAUGUGCAGACUGCUGAUGUUUAUGCUUUUGGAAGCAAAGACACAGAGGGAGCUGAAAACACUUGCUCCAAAGCAGACAUUGCGAGUCCAACUCGCAAGCCACAAGGAAGUCCUGAUACCUUGGCAGAAGUCCCAGUUAAAGGAAAGAUGCUUUCAGACAGUGUUGAUGCAUUAGGUGUCUCUGGUGCAGAUAUAGGUCAGCAGACAGACUCCAGCAAACAUAAAUCUGGUAUGGGUGAAAGCCAUAUAGUUUAUAAUAUGUUUGAUAAGACCUUUACCACCACCAUAGAAUGCUGCAAAAGUGACUUUAUUAGUGAGCUAUCCAACCCUGAAGACAAGCCUGUUUCCAGCAUUGAGUAUAACACAGUAAAUGAAGAACUGAAGGAUAGUAAGCAAGAACAGAGUGAGUGUAGCCCUGAAUCCGUGUCCCAGACCACAGCUAGAAGUGAUAAAGACAAGCAGAAAUGUAGUUUAAAGGAGCUAAAUUGUUGUCAUAUAGUAGACGAAGGCACUGAAAUGGUAUGCAAAUUAAAACAAACAAACCAGCAAAACCCAGAAGAAAUGUGUUCAGCCUCUGCUGUUCUUCCUGUUUCUAACAUCCCUUCAACAGCAGACUCUGAGGAACAAAGAGGUUUUACUAAUAAUGGUAAUAAUAUGUGUAACGCUGAUAAAAGAGACGGUGCAAGUAGUUGCACAUUCCCACACAACAGAUUUCUAAAGGAGAACAACAAUUAUACAGACACACAGAGCAAGUGCCAACUAACUGUACCCCAUAACAUUUCCCAGAACAGUAACCUGACUGCCAACACUGAAACUAUCAAUCUAUCUGAAGAAAACGCACCGUAUCUAAAUCAGUAUAUUAUCAAAGAGGAUGCCCCUGAAACAAAGCAUAAUUCACCUGACAAUACAGCUGUGGUGCUGAGUAAUACUGUGCCUGAAACAUCUGUGCCUGAAACAUCUGUGCCAAACACUUCAUAUCAAAACAAUCUUAUUGUAAAAGAGGAUACUACUGUAAUAGAAAAUGUUUCAUCAAGCAAUACUGGUGUAGCACUGAGCAACAAACAGGACAUUAAAAUGAUACACACCUCCGAAAACUGUGACAUUUCCAUUGCCAAGGCCGUAAUGCAUAACAGCCUUGAAGAUAAUGAAGUUGAAUAUUCCAAACAUAUUGAGGAAAACAACCCAUUUGCAAGUGUCAGUAAAGGAGAUAAAGAUGAAGCUCUCAAACAUGGAAACAGCUCAUCCGAGGAUAAAUGCAACAAUGGGUCUCCAAAUGAAUGUUGUAAAGAAGAAACAGUAAAACCAGCUUUUAUCGUAAGUCCAUCGCAUGUUUCAAUAAACAAAAAAGUUAGGUCAGCAUUUGAUUUAGGGCUGUUAAGAAAGAAGGAUGUGCAUAGGCCAUUGUCUUGGAAAUACACAGAUUUUCAUUAUGCUCCAAAAGCAAAUCAAGAAAGAAUUGCUACAAACAGGGCCUCAACUCCUCUGAUUCCACAUUUUCUUAAAAGAAAACAAGAUUCUACAGACUGUCAAGAUCUUCCUUCAUCCUCUGCAUUGUCUAAGCCACUUUUGGAUGAUAAUGUAAGAAAACAUUAUAAGACAGAUUCCCCUACUAUUAAAAGAGUUCCUGACAUGUUGAAUACAUCCAGUACCGGUGUUCAUCUUUGCCACAAGAGAGAUCCUAGAGAGGAAUGGAAAGCAGUAGCACAGGCUUUUUGUGAAUUCUCUUCCACAGAACAUGAGAGCCCACACUUUGCAAAGUUACAAAUUCCUUAUACAUCGGUCCCUUCCCAAGCUGUAUCCAGUUCUAAAACUGAUUCAGUGGCAGAUCAUCUACAUGACCCUGUGUUAAUUGCACACAACAAACACGAGACUUCCAUUUCUGCAUCCGGUUUUGAAAACAGUUCACCAGAGACUGAUGAGUGGGAUUAUCAACAAAUCAGUAUCAAUGAUCAGGUCAGCAAGAUUGAGAAGUUUCUAAGUUUGGAAAAACUAAGACGAACAAGGAAAAGAAAAGUUGAUGGAAGCAUAAAUGAACUGGAGAAAAAUGCUAUAUCAGAACUGUAG